This is a messenger RNA of Talpa occidentalis (Iberian mole), 936 nucleotides long. Its product is annotated as olfactory receptor 4P4-like. The record is from RefSeq and is a predicted model, not a curated record. Gene Ontology annotation, molecular function: olfactory receptor activity; G protein-coupled receptor activity. Bases 1 to 936 code for a protein of 311 amino acids. Gene Ontology annotation, cellular component: membrane. Lineage: Eukaryota; Metazoa; Chordata; Mammalia; Eulipotyphla; Talpidae. Gene Ontology annotation, biological process: G protein-coupled receptor signaling pathway. The transcript has a single exon.
AUGGAAAACCAGAGGAACAUCACAGAAUUCAUUUUUCUGGGACUGUCUUCUGAUAAGAACAUAGAAAUAUUUUGCUUUGUUCUCUUUUUAUUCUGUUAUAUUGCUCUGUUGGUAGGAAAUCUUGUGAUCAUCAUCUCCAUUCUAUGCAGUCCUCUUUUUGACCAACCAAUGUACUAUUUUCUCAACCAUUUGGCCACUAUGGACAUCUGCUAUACCUCUACCGUUACACCCAAUUUAAUUGGUGACCUGCUGGUGGAGAGAAAGACCAUUUCCUUUGAUAACUGCAUGCUGCAGGUACUUCUCAUGCACUUUUUUGGAGGCAUUGAAAUCUUCAUUCUUACAGCCAUGGCUUAUGAUCGCUAUGUUGCCAUCUGCAAACCUCUCCACUACAUGCUUAUUAUGAACAGGACAAGAUGCAAUCUCAUGGUCUUGGCUACUUGGGUGGGUGCAGCUAUCCAUUCUUUUCCUCAAUAUUUUAUGGCUAUUCAGCUGCCCUACUGUGGUCCUAAUGAAAUUGAUCACUAUUUUUGUGAUAUUCUCCCAGUCCUUGAACUUGCCUGUACUGAUACUUAUAUCAGUGGUAUUCUUGUGAUUGCUGAUUCAGGGAUUAUUGCUCUAGUUACCUGUGUUGUUUUAUUCUUUUCUUAUGUGGUUAUAUUAUUCACCUUAAGAAAUCAGUCAGCUGAGGGAAGACGAAAAGCCCUCUCUACCUGUGGGUCUCAUGUCACUGUGGUUCUUUUAUGUUUUGUCCCUUCCAUUUUUAUCUACCUUAGACCCCCGGCUACUUACUCUGUUGAUAAAAUACUUGCACUAUUUUACACAAUCAUUGCUCCCAUGUUCAAUCACUUAAUCUAUACACUGAGAAAUACAGAGAUGAAGAAUGCCAUGAGAAAAGUCUGGUGUCAAACACUAUUUUCCAAGGAAGCACAAAAUUAA